Messenger RNA from Trachymyrmex cornetzi, 463 nucleotides. Its product is annotated as ras-related protein Rap-2a. The record is from RefSeq and is a predicted model, not a curated record. Gene Ontology annotation, molecular function: GTPase activity; GTP binding. The transcript has a single exon. The annotation marks the transcript as partial. Lineage: Eukaryota; Metazoa; Arthropoda; Insecta; Hymenoptera; Formicidae.
AAACGAGAAAGUAACGGAAUCGAACAGUGAUAGUGGAAAGUCGUCUGAAAGUUCGGCUCGGCACAAAAUUGUAGUGAUGGGCGCAGCAAAAGUCGGCAAGUCUGCAAUUAUACAUAAAUUUCUGUAUAAUACUUUCACUCCAAAAUAUAAGCGGACUGUCGAAGAGAUGCAUCAUGGGGAUUUCAACGUUUCUGGAAUCCAUUUAAUACUCGAUAUUCUCGAUACAUCCGGCUGGUACGAAUUUCCUGCGAUGAGAGAGCUAUACAUUAAAUCAGGUGGCGCCUUCAUUUUAGUUUACGACGUAAAUGAUUCAAAUACUUUUCUCGAGGUGAAAGCACUCCGCGCCCAGAUACAUAGCACGAAAGGAGCAGUUCCGAUUGUAGUCGUUGGUAACAAAAUCGAUCUUGUAGAGACAGAAAAAGAGGUGAGUUUCAGUCGGAUCAGAUUGAAAUUGUUAUUUUAG